GUAAAAAAUCAAAUUUUAUACAAAGAAAUCUCUUUUUAUUCUCAAUAAACCCCGCAACCUAUUUUAAAAAUAAAUAAAAACAAAGAUCGCAACUCUAGACCACUAUGAAUCAUUUUAGGGGUUAUUUCUGUUUGUUGUAUGUUUAUUGUUUGCCUGUUGAUCAUAAAACUGAAAUUCAAACCCUUGUUCUAGUUUACACAGUCAUUACAUUUUGAGUGUGUGUGUAUAAGAGUUUUCUCUUAUAAUCCUCUUACAACAUGCUUUGUUUUAGUUCUAAACUCAGUUUGUGUUGUAGAGUAUGCAAAGAAACAUCAUUUUGGACGCUAAGAAAUGUUUUCAAAACUACUAGAAAAAUUCUUGGUGAUUAUUAUAUUUUCUACUAUCUUCUUGACCUUGAUUACUAGUAAUGAAAUUAAGGUUUCCUGCAAAAAUGAAAAAGGCGAAAAUGUAGAUUGGUUUUAUCUCUACAAACUUCCUGCUCAUUAUUCAACUGAUAAAACUGUGGAUUAUGAUAAAACUGGUUUGCGUUAUAUGUUUAUAACUAAUGCAUCUUAUGAGCAAUGGACUUUAUCCAGUAAUAGAAUAAAUGAAACUUCUUCUAUAACAGCUUUAACCUUAGAACCUUUGGUAGCAAAUCCUUUAGUUUUAUUGCUGGCUUAUAAUGAUGAAUAUCCCAAUGGUCAAGUUAUUUUCGAUGGUGGCCAUACUAAAGGAGUAAUAGCAACUGAUGGCAACACUGGCAUUUGGUUAAUACACUCGGUACCUAAAUUUCCCUCUUUACCCAAAUAUGAGUAUCCCUCAUCUGGCUCUCAUUAUGGCCAAAGUUUUCUUUGUGUUACUUUUAAUGCUACCGAAAUGGAAAAAAUAGGUGAACAAUUACUAUUCAAUGAACCGAAUAUUUAUUAUGAACGUAUACCUGUUGUAUUAAGUGAAAAAUUUCCUCAUUUGGAACAAGCCAUACGAAAAGAAUGGAUUUCUAUGGAACCUUUUAACAAUAUACUCGAUUUGAAGUCUUUACAAGGUACAAUCUUCAAGUCAUUUGCCAAAACUUCUAAAUAUAAUAAAGAACUAUAUGAAGAUUUUGUGGCUCCCACUUUGGAUACAAAUCUUUUGGUGGAAACUUGGCGCAAUGGCAAGGGUAACUUUAAUUCAAAUUGCUCUCUCAAUGAUAAUGUCUAUAAUAUACAAGCUAUAGAAUUUAACAAUCUCAACAUACAAUUUAAUACUACCCAAGAUCACUCCAAAUGGGCAGUGUCACAAAGUGUAGGUUUAAAAUUCUGGCGCUGGCGUUUACCCUCCACCUCCAACUGGAUUUGUGUGGGUGAUAUAAAUCGCCAACAACAUCAGCUGUUAAGAGGAGGUGGUGUCUUGUGUCAGCAGCAGAAAAAAGUAGCCAAACUUUAUAGGAAACUGGUGGAACGCUAUGAAUCCUGUUCGAAAUAAAUCUCUUUUUUAGUUUAGUAUAUAGGGGUUUUCAUUUUUAUUAAUUUAUAAAGUAAAUUCUAAUAAUUCAUAUGCUUAACUU
This is a messenger RNA of Lucilia cuprina (Australian sheep blowfly), 1525 nucleotides long. It is a transcript of the gene DNaseII, whose product is annotated as plancitoxin-1. The transcript has 2 exons. Gene Ontology annotation, biological process: apoptotic DNA fragmentation. NCBI's taxonomy places the organism in Eukaryota, Metazoa, Arthropoda, Insecta, Diptera, Calliphoridae. The coding region runs from base 331 to 1443 and encodes 370 amino acids. Gene Ontology annotation, molecular function: deoxyribonuclease II activity. The record is from RefSeq and is a predicted model, not a curated record.